AUGCUCCGAGCAACGGAGGAGGAAGUUCAGAAGCUGCACAAUUUUCCAGUAGGCGUGGGGGGGAUCACGGUGGGCGGAGACAUCUUCACUCCUAACAUUGGACGCUUCUGGGACACGGAGCCUACCCUGAGCUGCAUGUGGGGGCGGAUGGGGAUGGUUCGCAUGCUAAAUGGCAUCUGGAGCGUUCAGUCCGUCGAGGCUCAGUUGGACUGUGGUAUGGAAAUGCUGCGGUUGUGCCGGAGCGAUAAUGUGGGUGUGCGCGGUCUCAUCCCUUCAAUGAUGCUGCGGCUGCACAGGGACCAGGAAUGCUACGAUUUUAUCAAGUGGUGGGCUGUGGUCGCUAAAGAUCCUCAGUAUGAUUUCAGGAAUCUCGACCUACCAUAUCUAGAUAUCAAGGAUGCGGACGUCUUUGAGCCCGUUGAUUUCUGCUUUGGGUACGAUAACCUGAAUCAGAUGGUUGCCUUGAUGCUGCUGAAGGUCAAGCUACUGCUGGACCUCACCGCGAUGCGGACGCUGGAGAAGCAGAUCAAUCGGCUGUAUUGGGAAGUCCACAGGAUAAACAAGUGGAUGUGGAUGGCGCUCAGAGCCCCUGAACACUUCAUUGACAUAUUGCCUCCUGAGUUCUCGCCCGGCAGCAUGCAGGAGAUGAAAUUCACGUUGUCGUGGAGUCUUAACUCGUGGUUGGUGACUCCGGGGACACUCGACUUUAUUCAGAGAAAGAUUGAUGAAGAGAAGGCGAAACAUGAGCAUUACCAAGAACAGAUGUCGAUGAUGGUAGAUUAA
Molecule: messenger RNA, 783 nt
Organism: Aspergillus campestris IBT 28561
Lineage: Eukaryota; Fungi; Ascomycota; Eurotiomycetes; Eurotiales; Aspergillaceae
Exons: 2
Coding region: 1-783 (260 amino acids)
Source: RefSeq, a predicted model, not a curated record